This is a messenger RNA of Populus trichocarpa (black cottonwood), 1827 nucleotides long. RefSeq lists its product as uncharacterized. Lineage: Eukaryota; Viridiplantae; Streptophyta; Magnoliopsida; Malpighiales; Salicaceae. The record is from RefSeq and is a predicted model, not a curated record. The transcript has 6 exons. Bases 1243 to 1710 code for a protein of 155 amino acids. Gene Ontology annotation, molecular function: protein binding.
GUUUCUUGUGUGUGUGUGUGGCUUGGUGACUACAGCUUCUAAGCCCUAUCCUCAAGCAUGUUUAUAUUUCGGCUGCCUAGCAAAAUUUACCCUUUGAUGACAUAUAUUGCAUUGUGUCCAGUAGUGUGCUCCUACAUUAGGUCUGCUUUUCAUUUUCUUUUAUGGCAAAGGUAGAAUCUCAACUCCAAUACUUGCUCCUUCUUCCUAGCUUUGCAGGACUGAGGGUUAUGUGCACAUUAGUCGUAAUUGAUCAAAAUUGGAUGCCUUUUCAUACACGAGUAUUAUGAGAAGCAAAGGAUUAAUAAAAUCAAUUACUUUAUUUAUAUCGUUUACAAUUCUUCUAACCCCUUUCAGGUGAUUUGGCAUAUUUAUCACUUUCCAUUCUUUCUUUCAGUAACAUUUGCACUUCCCAAAUUUUGGGACUUCAUUGGUCAAUUAUUUUCUCUUCGUGCAUGUGUUUCAUAUGCUAUGCUAUUUCUGGUUUAAGAAGAACCUGCUUUUACUUAAUAAAUUCGAAAUGCUCCAAAAAGGUACGAAAGUUCGUGAUCUUUCAGUUUUAGAGCUUGAGUUGUUGCUCACUAGUAAAAUGUUGUGGUGUUCACCUCAAUAAAGAAAGCAAAAUGGUGUGGCAAAAGAUAGAAUUUCCAUCAUUUUAUAUUGCAUUUUUUGCUCCCAAGCCAAUAGUUUGGUAGACAAAGAGAUUGGAGGAAAAAAAAUUUUAUGGUGUGAGUAACUUUCCUAAUCUUGAAUUUCAUGCUGUACUUAAAUUAGUUGUCCAUUGCUUUUAAUUUACAUGUACAUAUGGUUUUUCUUUUAAAAAUCACAACUCAAUAUAUGUGCAAUUGAACUUGUUUAUCCCAUGUUUGAUUUCACUGUCCUGAUUGUUCAGGAGAUUUGACAUAUUUGUUUGUCUUGGGUGCCGUCAACCUUAAUUAGCAGGAUUUUUUUACCAGUCUAAAAGCUGUCAUUUCCUGUCCUGGAAAUCUCAAUGUUAUAAGAUGCAGAGAUCUCCUUGGGUGUAGCGGGCAUGUAUGGCCUUCUGUCAAAUUUGGGUCUUGCUGUAGUGUUUUCUUUUAAAUUGGUCGUCUUUGUAACUUAUGUAUUUCCAAUUUACUCUUGGCACAUCUUGUUUGCUUUAGCCAUUCCCUUUUCACUUAUCAUACUUGUUAUUUACUGUUUUGUUAUGAAAGCAGGGAAUUCUAUUUCACACUUGUAAUUCCUUAAUUUAAGGAAACAGGUCGAAUGCUGUUUAAGGCUGCAUCUUUCAAUUGCACCAUUUGGACUGCAGAUUGCAAUCCUAACUCAAGUCAGGCAGUGAUUGGAACAAAUCUGGGAGCUGCCCUGGUCAAUUUGGAAACUGGAAUGGCAUCAUGGGUGUGUAGAAGCAAAAGUGAUGUUUUGUCUCAACAGCUCGAUCCAUCGGGGAAUGUUGUUUUAUGUGGGCUAAUAAAUGGAGCAAUUUUGACAGUUGAUGUUCGUGAAAAACAAGAAAGGGUUCCAGAUAGACUUAUAAGGCAUAGAAUACCUUAUUCAUCACUGGGCAGACAAGGUCCCAGUUCUAGUAAACAAUGGUUUGAGGUCAAAGGAAACAUGUACUCUUCUCGUACUAUUUUUAUGCCUUCAUCUAUAUGCUGUAUGGUAUCACUUCAGUCUGACGACCAGUACUUCUUGGCCAGCUCUAUGGAUGGAUUGGCUAGUAUUGGCUCCUAGCUUGCCAUUCUUUUUACUCUUUUGUGGACAUCCUUUUAAUAAUGUGCUCCUGAAUGGGAAGCAACAUAUCAAAGAAUCAUUUUUUCUAAAUUAAUAUGGCAGUAAUGAGGCACAAAA